Molecule: messenger RNA, 1087 nt
Organism: Euleptes europaea (tarantolino)
Lineage: Eukaryota; Metazoa; Chordata; Lepidosauria; Squamata; Sphaerodactylidae
Gene: HMG20A
Product: high mobility group 20A
Exons: 8
Coding region: 2-1045 (347 amino acids)
Biological process (GO): regulation of gene expression
Cellular component (GO): nucleus
Source: RefSeq, a predicted model, not a curated record
AAUGGAGAAUCCAAUGACGAGUUCUUCUCCCCCAUCGCAUUUUCCAGACGACGAGGGCUCGAAAGAGAGCAACGAUAUCGUCUCCACUGGGCUCAACCACUCGGAAGGGUCCUGCAGCGGCAGCGGCUCACAAUCCGCCCACCAUCCGGAUUUCGCGGAGGAGGCCCUGCAGGCUCCGUUGCCUCGGAGUGAGUCAUCCAGCAAAGCCGAAAAUAACGAGCCGAGACCCGAGGAGGAGCAAAGAACUAAAAGAGGAGGAUGGUCCAAAGGGCGAAAGAGGAAGAAACCCGUAAGGGACAGCAAUGCUCCUAAAUCUCCCUUAACGGGCUACGUGCGGUUCAUGAAUGAGCGGAGGGAGCAGCUUCGAGCCAAGAGACCUGAAGUUCCUUUCCCGGAAAUCACCAGAAUGCUGGGCAAUGAAUGGAGCAAACUCCCUCCCGAAGAGAAACGGCGCUACCUCGACGAAGCAGAUAGAGAUAAAGAGCGUUACAUGAGGGAACUGGAGCAGUACCACAAAACCGAGGCGUACAAAGUCUUCAGCAGGAAAGCCCAGGACCGGCAGAAAGGCAAAUCGCAUCGGCAAGAAGGAGCACGACAGACCGUCCAUGAGCACGAGAAGGAAGCUGAUACCAAGGAACGGUCUAUGUUCGAUAUCCCAAUAUUCACAGAGGAGUUUCUGAACCACAGUAAAGCGCGGGAAGCCGAGCUUCGCCAGCUGCGCAAGUCCAACAUGGAGUUUGAGGAAAGGAACGCUGCCCUGCAGAAGCAUGUGGAAAGCAUGCGCACAGCCGUGGAGAAGCUGGAGGUGGAUGUGAUCCAGGAGCGCAGCCGCAACACCGUGCUUCAGCAGCAUCUGGAGACCCUGCGACAGGCCCUCACCAGUAGCUUUGCCGGAGUCCCGUUGCCAGGAAGUGGCGAGACCCCCACAAUGGACACUAUUGAUUCCUAUAUGAAUAGACUGCACAAUAUUAUUCUGGCAAGCCCACAGGAGAAUGAGACCCUUAUAGCCACGGUCCGGGAGGUUGUAAACCGCCUCGAACGCUAGCGGCCUCUCCCUUACCAGGACCUCUACAGUCAUUAUUGCUAG